Molecule: messenger RNA, 1141 nt
Organism: Corticium candelabrum
Lineage: Eukaryota; Metazoa; Porifera; Homoscleromorpha; Homosclerophorida; Plakinidae
Exons: 4
Coding region: 134-460 (108 amino acids)
Source: RefSeq, a predicted model, not a curated record
GUAGAGAAGAGUCGUAGGCUACGUAAUACACGAAAUCUGUAAUUACAGCUGUUUUUGAUUCGAGUCCAUCGAUGGCCAACUUAGGAAACAAAUUCAUGGAAAUAGAUAUGUAGCCAGCCAGAUUGAACAUACUAUGGGAGUGAUAGCUGGCAUAUCAACCAUUAAUCAAGGACAGUUAUCAGCAGCUGAAGAUGCACCACCAAUUGCACAGGACUUGUGGAAGAGAAUUACCAAAUGUGGAAAUCAGUAUAAGUUAAGAGAAAUUGUGCCUGGUUGUUAUAUUACAUUAAAGUCUACAUUCACUCUUCCUGCAGAAUUUCGUGAGACAGUGAAUGCAUUCUUUUCUAGCAGAAAUAUUCCUGACAUACAAGCUGAUGAGAAGGUGGCUGUCCACAAGAUAUUCAUUAAUGACCAUAUGGUGUACGGAAGGCUGUACAAACGAGUUAAGAAAAGAAUGUAAUCUGCUGUACAAUUUGAGAUUAACCAGGAAAAGAGAUUUGGCCUGGUUCAAGUGUGUGCAAUACAUGCAGGAAUUCCUGUUGCAGUUGUUACACCGUUGGAUUCUUCGAUAGAUCAGCUGAGUGAAGAAUGUGAUUUUGGCUGUCUGGAGGGUUACAGGGUUCAGUCAAUCAUCAGGCACUUCACUAGAAUCAAACCACCUGACGGCAUUCUCCUGACAAUACCAGCUUCCAGCAUCGUUGAAAAAGUUGUGUUUAUGAGAGUGCCUGAUUUUUCUGGAGACAAUUUCUACAUUUCAGAAUUUCCCAAUUUUAUUGAGUGUGAUUAGAAGUGCUUUAAUUGCUAUAUUACAUAUUUAUGUAUUUGGUGGUCAAUACGUCUAUCCUAAAAUUUUAGCUGCUUCGUUGGUAUCACUUUCAACAGUGUGAUUUUUUUAUGUCACGUGUUGCACUAUAUCACUUCCCGGAUGUAAUCUAGGACGUGUACGUUUGGUAAGUCCAGCGGUCAGAAUGAGCUGGCGGUAGACAAGUAUUGUAUGGAGUACAUAGGCCAGGCCACAGCGGAUGCAUUAUCUAAAAGUUACCAAUGCGCUACUAGAGAGUGAGAAUUGUCCAAGUUCCCAAGUUUCACUUAAAUUUCACUGUGAAUUUAGACCGAAUACCAAGUGAAUUCAUAGAGCAGU